This is a messenger RNA of Diorhabda sublineata, 852 nucleotides long. RefSeq names its product general transcription factor II-I repeat domain-containing protein 2-like. The coding region runs from base 1 to 852 and encodes 283 amino acids. The record is from RefSeq and is a predicted model, not a curated record. The transcript has a single exon. NCBI's taxonomy places the organism in Eukaryota, Metazoa, Arthropoda, Insecta, Coleoptera, Chrysomelidae.
AUGAAAAAGUUCAAUAUAAAGAGGCAUUACUCAACUAAGCAUGCUACACAGCACUCACUGACAGGACAAUUAAGAACAGACAAAAUCCAGAAGCUUAGAGCAAAUAUUGAAAAACAGCAACAAAUGUUUCAUAAACAAAGAACACAACUUGAUAAUGUUGUGAAAGCUAGUUUUAUAGUUAGCUCAAAAUUGUCAAAGGCAUUAAAACCAUUUGCCGAAGGAGAAUUUAUCAAGGAGUGUAUGUUAGAAAUUUGCGGUGUUUUGUGUCCUGAAAAGAAAAAAAAAUUUGAAAAAAUUAGUUUGUCAAGACGAACUGUUGUUAGACGUAUAGAAAUGAUGGCUAAUGAUAUAAAAACAACAUUGACUGACCUUAUGGCUGGUUUUGAAUCAUUUUCCAUAGCAUUAGACGAGAGCACCGAUUUGUCUGACAUAGCUCAACUGGCUAUAUUUAUUCGAGGUAUUGAUAAGGAGUUCACUGUUACUGAGGAAUUGCUAGCUUUACAGCCCCUAAAAGCAACCACUACAGGAGAGGAUAUUUUUAAUGAAGUUCAAAAGGUAUUUACAAGUUUUGGCCUGCCAUUGUCAAAAUUAAUUGGAAUAUGCACUGAUGGUGCACCUUCUAUGGUCGGUUUACGAAAAGGUUUCAUCGGAAUUUUGAAUGAAAAAGCAACAGAAUUAAAUGUGCAAAAAGAUGAUUUGAUAGUCCUUCAUUGCAUUAUCCACCAACAGAACUUGUGUUCUAAGUCCAUUCGACUCCACAAUGUUAUGAAUGUAGUAGUACAAACUAUCAAUUUUAUUCGAUCCAGAGGGCUUAACCAUCGUCAGUUCAAGACGUUUUUGGAUGAAAUAUAA